This is a messenger RNA of Euleptes europaea (tarantolino), 3099 nucleotides long. RefSeq names its product non-SMC condensin I complex subunit G (gene NCAPG). The transcript is spliced from 21 exons. The coding region runs from base 1 to 3093 and encodes 1030 amino acids. Gene Ontology annotation, biological process: mitotic chromosome condensation. NCBI's taxonomy places the organism in Eukaryota, Metazoa, Chordata, Lepidosauria, Squamata, Sphaerodactylidae. Gene Ontology annotation, cellular component: condensin complex; condensed chromosome; cytoplasm. The record is from RefSeq and is a predicted model, not a curated record.
AUGACAAAGACAAUCUCUAUUAAGGAGGCCUUUGUGCAAGCUCAAAAACUUCAUCAGAGUCAUGGAAAACUAGUGACAUCUUUGAAGCAUACCUACAAUACGUUGCAGGACAAAAUCCAUUUUCACGAGGAGUUUAUUCAUUACCUUAAGUACGUCUUGAUAAUCUACAAACGAGAACCUGCAGUAGAACAAGCGAUCAAUUUUGUGGCCAAGUUUGUGGUUUGUUUUCAUGAGCUUGAGAAAGAUGCUGUUGAGAAUGACGAGGAAGAAGUGGAAAAUUCGCUUCUACAUUAUUUGUUCAACUGUCUUGUUGAGUGUCAUAAUGCUAACAGCAAAGGAGUUAGAUUUCGAGUGUGCCAACUUAUUAAUAAACUUCUGGGGAGCCUGCCAGAGAACGCUCAGAUUGAGGAUGAGUUGUUCGAUAAAAUUAACAGCGCCAUGCUAGUUCGAGUGAAAGACCGAGUUCCUAACGUGAGAAUCCAAGCCGUACUGGCCCUGUCCAGACUUCAGGAUCCAAAGGACAGUGACUGCCCGGUAGUUAAUGUUUACUGCAGCUUGAUUGAGAAUGACUCCAAUUCAGAAGUCAGGCGUGCCGUGUUGUCUUGCAUUGGUCCAUCAGCUAAAACUCUGUCAAAAAUUGUUGGCCGUACCAUGGAUGUCAAAGAAACUGUCAGGAAAUUAGCAUACCAGGUUCUGGCAGAAAAGGUUCAUAUGAAAGCUUUGACGAUAGCUCAGAGAGUCAAACUUCUGCAGCAAGGGCUUAAUGAUAGAUCAGAUUCUGUGAAAGAAGUGGUUCAGAAGCAGCUACUUCAGGCCUGGCUGCGUCUGGCCGAGGGGAAUGCCUUGGAGUUGCUUCAUCGGCUGGAUGUGGAGAGUUGCCCUGAAGUGGGUGUUUCAGCCCUCAAGGCCAUGUUUUCUCUGUCUCCAUGUAGUGACUUGAUUAAAAAAAUUUCAGACCUUGAUGACAGGAAAGUAAUUCCAGUAGAGAAACUAACGGCUGAGAAUGCUUUAUUCUGGAGGGUUCUUUGUGAGUAUCUAAAGUCCAAAGGAGAAGAAGAAGAGUUUUUAGAGCACCUUCUGCCAGAACCUGCUGUAUACGCAGAUUAUGUGUUAAGUUAUCUGCAGAAUAUGCCAGUUCUCAGUCAAGAAGAAAAGGAGGACAUGACCUGUAUAGAACACCUGAUGACCAAAGAAUUUAUAGGUCGGCAGCUGAUUCUUAUGAUAGGCUGUAUGGAUAUCACUGAAGAAGGAGGAAGGAAAAGGCUGUUGACUGUCUUACAAGAAAUUCUGAUGAUUCCUACUUCUUCAGCAUCCCUUGUGCCACCAGUUACAGAGAAACUGCUUAGUAUUCUGAGAGAUGAUGAUAGAAGAAUACAGAUUGUUGCCGAAACCAUUUCGGAGGUCCGUGAAGCGCUCAUUACGGUCAACAAACCUGUAGAUACAGCCGCAAUAAGGAAACGACAACUGAAGCUGGCUGAAAUUAAAGUGAAACUGAUGGAAGCAAAAGAUGCGCUAGAGCAGUGUGUGGCCGUCCAGGACUUUAGCCAGGCAUCGUUGUUGAAACAGAGAAUCCUGGAGUUGGAAAUCACUAAAAGCGACCUGUUAAAAGAGGCAGAGGAGCCUCAGACGAAAGAAAUAUGCGUGGAAAAGGACGAUCCUGAAACGCUGCUGAAAUGUCUGACAAUGUGCCACGAACUCCUCAAACAGCUCUCCCUUUAUAAAGGAUUAGGCCCAACGAUGGAUGGGAUAACCGAAUCUUUGGUGAUUCCAGGAAUUACUAAUAUCCAUCCGGCUGUAAGAAAUAUGGCAGUGUUAUGCUUGGGCUGCUGUGGUCUGCAGAGCAAAGACUUCGCCAGCCAGCACCUUCCCUUGCUGUUGCAGGUGCUACAGAUCGAUGAAAUGAAGGUAAAGCUAAGUGCUUUAAAGGCCAUCUUUGACCAGCUGAUGAUGUUUGGAAUAGAACCAUUCAAAGCAAAAAAAGGUGGCGAUUCCCGCAGUGGGAAGGAGGUGGAUGAAAAAGGACUGCCUGCGGAGCCAGCAGAGGAGGCUGAAGAAGAAGAAACAGCCACCACCCACAACCUCCUUCAGCUUCUUUCAGGCUUCUUAGACAGCGAGUUUACCGAACUCAGGACCGAGUCUGCCGAAGGCCUGGCCAAGCUGAUGUUCUCUGGCCGACUGAUUAGUGCCAAACUCCUGUCUCGACUUAUUUUGUUGUGGUAUAAUCCCGUAACUGAAGAAGACACUCACCUCCGGCAUUGCUUGGGUGUUUUCUUCCCUUUAUUUGCUUAUUCAAACAGGGCCAAUCAAGAAUGUUUUGAGGAAGCUUAUCUUCCAACAUUGCGGAUCUUGUUCAAUGCUCCUGCAUCGUCACCCUUGUCUGAAGUAGAUGCAAGUAACGUUUCCGAGCUGUUUGUAGACUUGACGAGACCAAGUGGGCUGAAUCAAAGCGCUCAGGCCUCCCAGGAUGUCCAGGGUUUGACGGUGCAUGAUAACUUAGCCAUGAAAAUCUGCAAUGAAAUCUUGGUGGAUCCAAGUGCACCAGAUGUCCGUAUCUAUACCAAAGCUUUGAGUUCCUUGGAAUUAAAUAAAGACUUCUCCAAAGACCUCCUCAUUCUACUUGAUGAAGUUCUUGAGGCCGUAAAAGAUAAAACAUGUCUAAGAAUUAUUGAAAAAGUGAAGAGCAGGUUAAAUCAAGGAAGCCAUGCCAGCAGAGAAGUCUCUGAAAUAACUACAGAGACUGACUUGUCUCCAGUGACUCAAGACAUGCAACAAGAGAGUGACGGAGCUGUGCCUAAUCCCAUCAAUCAGGAUGAAGGAAAAGAAAAAAUGGCUAAAGCUACUGAAGAGGGAGGGAGCACAACCGCAAAGCUGAGAUCAACAAGAAGCAAAGAUGUGAGAAAAGCAACAGUAGAAGCAAAGUCUGUCCCCAGAAGAAGAAACUGUAGAACUGCAAGGUCUGAAAGUGAAAGGGAAGGCAGUGAGCAGCCCAUCCUGCCGGCAAAUCCAAGAUUAUCUCGCCGAGCAAAAACAACAGCUCUGGAAAAAACCCGAAGGAAUCUGUCAAAGCUUCUGGACCAAGAAUCAGCUGAAUGACAAGUG